Messenger RNA from Colletotrichum graminicola M1.001, 267 nucleotides. RefSeq lists its product as uncharacterized. Bases 1 to 267 code for a protein of 88 amino acids. The transcript has a single exon. The record is from RefSeq and is a predicted model, not a curated record. NCBI's taxonomy places the organism in Eukaryota, Fungi, Ascomycota, Sordariomycetes, Glomerellales, Glomerellaceae.
AUGGUCGCCCUCCGCUUCCUCCUUGCCCUCCUACCUCUCGCGGUCGCGAUGCCGUCCUCCGACGGGCUCGAGGGCUACAACGCUCUCGUCCGCCGCCAUUGCAUGGCGCCCAAGAACUGCGGCGCCGUGGUGCAGAACACGGCGUGCGACUAUUGCUGCGCCAAGGAUGUCAAGCCCGACAGCACGGAAUGCAAGUCCAAUAGCAACAAAGCUUGUCAGACCUCCGACAAUAAGGAAGGCAUUGUCUUCAGCUGCGAUGCCAAUUAA